Molecule: messenger RNA, 4793 nt
Organism: Aplysia californica (California sea hare)
Lineage: Eukaryota; Metazoa; Mollusca; Gastropoda; Aplysiida; Aplysiidae
Exons: 1
Coding region: 638-3706 (1022 amino acids)
Source: RefSeq, a predicted model, not a curated record
UGUACUACUUCCGGAAACAAAUGGAAGGAAACUGGAAAGCUUUGGCAAGAACAACCUAACUUUUCUUGUUUGGGGCCAACAAGUGCAAGUCAGGAAGAACGUUUCUUAGUUAUUUACCAUUACUUUUAUUGUUCCAGUCAAUAUUCCAGCGUCAGCAAGUGUGCAUUAGAGAUCUUGUGUUCUUACAAGUGACGCAGUUCAGCUUACUAGUCCGCGAAAUGAAUAAAUAGGCUUGAAUCUUGUGGGAGAAAACUGAAAACUCGCGGGGCGAGCUGACAGCAGGAGAUCUUCAGAGGAAGAACCCCCUCAGCCUCAAGUCUCAAGCAAGCAAGUGUUUCGGCCCUAAUUUCCUGACACUCUACGGGGGCCGGGCCACACCCAGGUCAUGACUCCUGAGUGCUCUCCUGCUGUUCUGUUUGUUUGUUUUCUGUUUUCUUUGCGCUGAUCGUGUGAGAUGAACCUUCGAGUUUUGGGGUAUUUCCGGGUCUUCAGUUCGUGCAGUGCCACAGCGCCUCCAGCGGAAAAUAGCAAAUGUGAAGCUAUACAAAAAUCUACAAUACUUUCCUAUCUGCUGUCUGUUCUAUUUGGCCCAGCUAGCUUGCCAUAUUAAUUGCACAUAGAAUCUAAAUAAUAGAAAAUGGAUAUCAAUCUUGCAGACCCGUUCUCUCAUGCCACAGUUGAAAUAUCAAAUGAUUAUAUCAACACAUUCCCACAUCCUCAAGGUUUGAUGACUUACUUACACCGUUUAUUUGUACAGCUGGAUGUUGAAAUUUUGUCACUUCAGAAACCUGUGACAGUUAAAGCUACAUGGACAACUGUUACGAAGAUUGACUCGUUUCUGAAAACUUUGAUUUCUACUCUUCAUAGGGCUAUUGCCAAUGGCCAUGUCCCAAGUGAGGAAGAUUUUUCUGCUGCCUUUACACAUUUUGAAGAAGUUACUCAUGGAGUCGGUAGUGUUGAAGGUGAAGAUGACUAUGGUCAGCCAAUAGAGGAUGUCAAUGUCAAUGAUAAAACGUGCGAUGGAGACAGAAGAAUAUUUGUUGAUAAUGGUGACAGGCCUGUAGAAGUUGAGGAAUCAUUUGAUUUGGCUGUGGAUGACUUAAAAGAAAUUCAGGCUGGGGAGGACCCUGAUAUUAAACCUCUUGAUAAGUGGUAUUUUAAUUCAAGUCUACGAGGACAGCCCCAGUCUCGGAAGGACGUCAUACAUGGGAAGACUCCACCUGAGCCCUUUGUGAUUCUGCAAGCUCCUACAAUUACUGAUUCAAGUAAAUCAAAUGUCACCUCCCAACCUGCUGUGAGUGAAGUAGAACAAGUUCUUUUGCAAGUUUACAAAAAAGAGACAAUUAAAAAAUUCCAUAAAAGGCAUGCAAAUCACCAGACUAAUGUAGUAGUGGCUGAGGAAAAAAGGGAACCGUUGCCACCGUUACAACCAAAUCAUGAAGUGUUUAUUGAUGUUGAUGAUACUCUAAUGAAUAAAUGUGGCAAAAGAAAGAAAAGUGUUUCCAGUGUAGAUCAUAAACAUAAAAGGGAGACAUCUAAGAGAAACUCUAAAAUAGUUUGUCAUGAUAAAGUUUCACAAGCAUCUGACAGCGGUGAGCCCAACAAUGGAAUUGAACAAACUGAUGAGGUUUGUACAAGACGACGGUCUAAGAGAAAUCACUCAUUGAAGAUAAAAGAAUCUGAAAAGCCCUCAGUUAGCAGUGAGUUGGACAUUCGCAAAGAUCGUUCAACAAAAUCUGGGUCUAACCUAGGAAGUCUUCGUUCAUGUAUGAAAAAAGAGAUUCCAAAACCUUCAAGUAAAAGAAUUAAUGUUAAGCUAGAUAAAGGAACCAAAGCUCAAAUCGUUAAAAGAAAGAAAAAUCGUAAUGGCAAGAACGAAAACGCAUCGAUUAAAAAUUCAGAAAGGGCACAUGUAAGUAAACAUUCAUCAAACAAGAAAGUGAAGAGUGAGCAAGAUGAGACAGAGUAUGAGUGUGGAGAGUGCCCUUAUGUGACUAAUCGACAUUUUCAACUCUUAGCCCACAGACAACGAGUUCAUCUGACUAAACGUUUCAAAUGUGAAGACUGUGACAAGGAAUUUGGGUUUCAGAAAGACCUACGGCGUCAUCUGAAGUGUCAUACCAAAGCUGAGAAUUGCUGUGAUGUGUGUGGCAAAAUGUACAAGGAGAAAAGAAAACUGCUAGAGCAUAAAAAGUGCCAUGCUGCAGAUUACAUCAAACCGAGGUUCCCUUGCAAAUUUUGUUCAAAGUCAUUUAGUACAAAAUAUGUUCUUGCAUAUCACGUGAAGUCUGAGCAUUUAGGAAUGAAACGAACCUAUAUGUGCCCGACAUGUGGAAGUACUUUCUCUCAGAAAAGCUCAUACCAACAGCAUGCUAAUGUUCACUUAGGAAUCAAGCCAUUUACCUGUGAAAUUUGUAAUAAAAGUUUUUCAUACGAAAAAUCUCUGAAGGAGCACAAAUUUAUGCACAACGAGAAGAAGCUUUUCAUCUGUAAAAUCUGUAACAAGUCCUUCAAACAAGCCUCUGGACUUACAUUUCACAUGAAGAUUCAUAAAGAAACGAAAGAUUAUAUUUGUUCAAACUGCGGCAGAGGCUUCAGUCAGCGACAAGCGUUGAUUCGGCAUGAGCGGAUACAUGAUGGUGUGAAGCCGUACAAAUGCCUACUGUGUGACAGAAAUUUUGCAGAUGCUUCUGUUCUUCGGCGUCACAUGAUUCUGCUUCACAAAAGAAACCCAAAAGAUUGGAAGGGGGACACAAUUUGGCAAGUACCAAGACGAAAAGAUUAUUUCAUCGCUGUAGUAAAUGGGAACGAAACCUCAUCACAGACUUUAGAUUCUGUCUCCGAGGACAGUUCAGCCCCCUUCACCGACUGCUCUCAGACCAAAAAUACCCCACAAAUACCUGAUCUGCUUUCACAUGAAGCUAGAGUCUUCUCUAACGAGACCCUGAAGUCUCCACCAGCUGUCAUUGUUCAAACCUCAUCCCCUGCUGGUGAAAAUCUUCCUUCAGAGACAAAUCCGUCCGUUGUCCCACAUCAUGUGACAGACAAAGGAAUUCCUGCUCGACUUCCCGACGUGAAGACCUUUGUAACACAAGGAGGUCACACUGUGAGUGAAGUUCACCUUCCCGUCACACACUACAAGAGCGACCAUGUUAUACCAGCGUAUCAUGUUGCACCCUCCGCCAGCCACCCUCCUAAUGCCCCUCCAACCAUCGACAGUCUUCCCGAGCCACUGGACAACAAUGAGGUGGCUUUCACCACAGUGCCGGCCGUUCUGCCUGUUGGCAUCUCUUCAUCGACACCGGUGCCGACCGCCAGCAGCACAGCAGGUGCUGUGUUACCCAUAGGCUAUCAUCAGCACAACGCCUACAUCCUACAGGACCCCCAGACACUGCCCUCCUCUGACCUGCACCAGCUCCAGUACUCAACUGUGAUGACAUCCGAGUCGUAUGCCCAGGCUAUCGUCAUGUUUCCUAACCACAUGAGCCCCCUCGCUGCAUACCAGCAGCCCAGCAUUAACAUUUCAGUAACAGCGAAUGAUCGCGAUCUGGAACAGUUGCAAAUGGGUCAUCUGAACCAGGCUGCACAGAUUAAUGUGUCUUCCUCCUCAGCCCCCCAACUAACAGAACUUCCUUCUCACAUGCAUCAGAUACCUGUGUCCUUGUCAUCUGCCUAUGACAAAACUUUCUCCUCAGAUCAGCAGUAAUCUCAUCGUCCGUCUGACGGAAAAAUCGUCUGUUCAUCUUUAGUUAUUUUUAAAGCUCAGGGAAGGAAUUGGUUGUUCUUCCAUCUGAAGUGCAAUUUUGUGAAGAAGUCUGUUUGCCUGCCAGAGUUGUCCUUUCUUCUCAGACAGGCUGCUUUCAGGGAUUUCUCUACUAUGUUAAUCAUGUUUGAUUUCAUGAUAUUGAUAUUAAAAUGAAAUGCUUUAUUUUCAUAGCUAGCUCCACUGGCAUACAUCUGUGAUGGGUUACCGUUAUUCUUGAAAAUUAUUUUUAGCCUUGUCUUAGUAUUUAGAUUAUAAAAUUUUUAUGAUGUAAAAAAAUGUUUUUUGUCACUACCACCACCAUAUUGCACAUUAGACAGCGAAAAUGGUUCAAGUUUGUGCUGCAAUCAGAGAUGACGUCUGUUGGUCAUAUAUGGUCAGUAUUAACAGAUGGGUGGCACAUGUUCUACUGUGGUACAGAGAUCUAUUUCAUUUUAAAAGGAAAAACAGUUUUUGUGGGCAGAAGCAUUUUAAAAACAUUGCCUCAGAAUUAUAUCGUAUGCAGCCCCAUAAAUCUUUAUAAGCAGACCAUUUCUUAAAUUGGUCAACUAUCGUUCUGAAUUAUGAUGCGGAUAUCUCUGAUUCCAAUAUUUUAUUUCUUAAUGAAACCUAUAGUACUAUACUGUAGGCCUACCCUACAUUGCCAUAUAUAAUUAUACUAUAGUAUUGACAGUAUAGAGAAUCUUGCACUUACUUACAGUUCAGCAAAAUGAUGUCAAUUUUUAAAAAUUGUUUCUUGUAAAAGUACAAAACUUGAGCAUGAGCUGUAUAGUGUAGCUGUUUUUGGUUAGAAAUCAGAAAUUGGAGUCUGUCGGAGCAGCACCUUAAUUAAUUGAUAUGGUAUAGAUCUAUAUAAGGUCGCUUUCACUUUUAAGGACAAGCGGGCUAACCCAGAUUUCGGGGGUUUUCAGAAAUCUUGACCUACACCCAAAGUGGGCAUUUUCCUACCUAUUGUCCUAUAGGAGAAGUUUGGUUUCAUCGGCAUAUUUGUUUGGCUAUAGAGAAAACUCUCCUUGUCUUUUAAAGAAAC